Messenger RNA from Suncus etruscus (white-toothed pygmy shrew), 4859 nucleotides. RefSeq names its product bone morphogenetic protein receptor type 2 (gene BMPR2). Lineage: Eukaryota; Metazoa; Chordata; Mammalia; Eulipotyphla; Soricidae. The transcript has 13 exons. Gene Ontology annotation, cellular component: signaling receptor complex; plasma membrane. Gene Ontology annotation, molecular function: transforming growth factor beta receptor activity; ATP binding. The record is from RefSeq and is a predicted model, not a curated record. Gene Ontology annotation, biological process: protein phosphorylation; cellular response to growth factor stimulus; BMP signaling pathway. Bases 29 to 3145 code for a protein of 1038 amino acids.
GCUCGGCCCGACGCGACGCGACGCGGGGAUGACGCCCAGGCACCCCCGGCCCCGCGGGGUGUCCCCAAUCGUGGGCGCCGUCUUGCUGCUCGGCGUCGCGGCCGCUUCUCAAAAUCAAGAACGGCUGUGCGCAUUUAAAGACCCAUAUCAGCAAGACCUUGGUAUUGGUGAGAGUCGAAUUUCUCAUGAAAAUGGAACGGUAUUAUGCUCAAAAGGUAGCACGUGCUAUGGCCUUUGGGAGAAAUCAAAAGGGGACAUAAAUCUCGUAAAACAAGGCUGUUGGUCUCAUAUUGGAGAUCCCCAAGAGUGUCACUAUGAAGAAUGUGUAGUAACUACCACCCCUCCCUCAAUUCAGAAUGGGACAUACCGUUUUUGUUGCUGUAGCACAGACUUAUGUAAUGUCAACUUUACUGAGAAUUUUCCACCUCCAGAUACAACACCACUCAGUCCACCUCAUUCAUUUAGCCGAGAUGAGACAAUAAUUAUCGCUUUGGCCUCAGUCUCUGUAUUAGCUGUUUUGCUAGUUGCUUUAUGCUUUGGAUACCGGAUGCUGACAGGAGACCGGAAACAAGGUCUCCACAGUAUGAACAUGAUGGAGGCAGCAGCAUCCGAGCCCUCUCUGGACUUAGAUAACCUGAAACUGCUGGAAUUGAUCGGUCGAGGUCGAUAUGGAGCAGUAUAUAAAGGUUCUUUGGAUGAGCGACCAGUCGCUGUAAAGGUGUUUUCCUUUGCUAAUCGUCAGAAUUUCAUCAAUGAGAAGAACAUUUACAGAGUGCCUUUGAUGGAACAUGACAACAUUGCUCGCUUUAUAGUGGGAGAUGAGAGAGUGACUGCAGAUGGACGCAUGGAAUAUCUGCUUGUGAUGGAAUAUUAUCCAAAUGGAUCUCUGUGCAAGUACUUGAGUCUCCAGACAAGUGACUGGGUCAGCUCUUGCCGUCUGGCUCAUUCUGUGACCAGAGGACUCGCUUACCUUCAUACAGAAUUGCCCCGAGGAGAUCAUUAUAAACCUGCAAUUUCCCAUCGAGAUUUAAACAGCAGAAAUGUCCUAGUGAAAAACGAUGGAAUCUGUGUGAUUAGUGACUUUGGCUUGUCCAUGAGGCUGACUGGAAAUAGAUUGGUCCGCCCAGGGGAAGAAGACAAUGCAGCCAUAAGUGAGGUUGGCACAAUCAGAUACAUGGCACCAGAAGUUCUAGAGGGAGCUGUGAACCUAAGGGACUGUGAAUCAGCUUUGAAACAAGUAGACAUGUAUGCACUUGGGCUUAUCUAUUGGGAGAUAUUUAUGAGAUGUACAGAUCUCUUUCCAGGUGAAUCAAUACCAGAAUACCAGAUGGCUUUUCAGACAGAAGUUGGAAAUCACCCCACUUUUGAAGAUAUGCAGGUUCUGGUAUCUAGGGAAAAGCAGAGACCCAAAUUCCCAGAAGCUUGGAAAGAAAAUAGCCUGGCUGUGAGGUCGCUUAAGGAGACAAUCGAAGACUGUUGGGAUCAAGAUGCAGAAGCUCGGCUUACUGCGCAGUGUGCGGAGGAAAGGAUGGCUGAGCUCAUGAUGAUAUGGGAAAGAAACAAGUCUGUGAGCCCAACAGUCAAUCCAAUGUCAACUGCUAUGCAGAAUGAACGCAACCUGUCACACAGUAGGCGUGUGCCAAAGAUUGGACCUUAUCCAGAUUAUUCUUCUUCCUCGUACAUUGAAGACUCUAUCCACCACACUGACAGCAUUGUGAAGAAUAUCUCCUCUGAGCAUUCGAUGUCCAGCACCCCUUUGACUCUGGGGGAGAAAAACCGAAAUUCCAUUAACUAUGAAAGGCAGCAAGCACAAGCUCGAAUCCCCAGCCCUGAAACCAGUGUCACCAGCCUGUCCACAAACACAACCACCACCAACACCACUGGUCUCACUCCAAGUACUGGUAUGACCACCAUAUCUGAGAUGCCAUAUCCAGACGAAACAAACCUCCACGCCACGAAUAUCUUACAGCCAGUGGGGCCAACCCCAGUCUGCUUACAACUGACAGAAGAAGACUUGGAGACGAACAAGCUGGACCCAAAAGAAGUUGAUAAGAACCUCAAGGAAAGUUCUGACGAGAAUCUCAUGGAACAUUCUCUUAAGCAGUUUAGUGGGCCAGACCCCCUGAGCAGUACCAGUUCUAGUUUGCUUUAUCCACUCAUAAAGCUGGCAGUAGAAGCCACUGGACAGCAGGACUUUACACACGCUGCCAAUGGUCAAGCCUGUUUAAUUCCCGAUGUUCCACCUGCUCAAAUCUACCCUCUUCCCAAACAGCAGAACCUUCCUAAGAGACCUACAAGUUUGCCUUUGAACACCAAAAACUCAACCAAGGAGCCCAGGCUGAAAUUUGGCAGCAAGCACAAAUCAAACUUGAAACAGGUAGAAACUGGAGUUGCCAAGAUGAACACAAUCAAUGCUGCAGAACCUCAUGUUGUGACAGUCACCAUGAACGGUGUGGCUGGCAGAAACCACACGGUGAACUCUAUGGCUGCCACCAUCCAGUAUGCCAAUGGGGCAGUACCAACAGGCCAGACGUCUAACACAGGGGCACAUAGAUCACAAGAAAUGCUGCAGAAUCAGUUCUUGGGUGAGGACACCCGGCUCAAUAUUAAUUCCAGUCCCGAUGAACACGAACCUUUACUGAGACGAGAACAGCAGGCUGGCCAUGAUGAAGCUGUUCUGGAUCGUCUUGUGGACAGGAGGGACCGGCCCCUGGAAGGAGGCCGAACUAAUUCCAAUAACAACAACAGUAAUCCUUGUUCAGAGCAAGAGGUUCUUCCACAGGGUAUUCCAAGCACAGUAGCAGAUCCUGCACCGGCCAAGCCCAGGAGAGCACAGAGGCCUAAUUCUCUGGAUCUUUCGGCCACAAAUGUCUUAGAUGGCAGCGGUAUGCCAUUUGGCGAGUUGAUACAAGAUGGCAAAUCAGGAUCUGGUGAAAAGAUCAAAAAACGUGUGAAAACACCCUAUUCUCUGAAGCGAUGGCGUCCCUCCACUUGGGUCAUCUCUACAGAGCCGCUGGACUGUGAGGUCAACAACAAUGGCGGCGACAAGGCUUCUCACUCUAAGUCCAGCACUGCUGUGUACCUGGCAGAAGGAGGCACUGCCACCACCAUGGUGUCGAAAGAUAUGGGAAUGAACUGUCUGUGACAUGUUUUCAAGCCUUUGAAGUGAAAUUAUUUUUUGCAUCAUUUAAAUGUGCAGAAGACAUUUUUAAAAACAAAACGAAACAAAACUGCUUUUCUUCCUCAGUCCCCUCUCCAAUCCCUGCAACAAGGACUUGCUUUAAAUAGAUUUCAGCUAUGCAGAAAAAUUUAGCGUAUGCUUCCAUAUUUUUUAAUUUUUUUUAUGUUUUGCACUUUUGUUUAGUCUCGCUAAAGUUAUACUUGUCUGUUAUGACCACGGAAUUAUAUGUGUGUGUGUAUCAAAAGUGGUCUCAAAAUAUUUUUUUAAGAUAAAAAGCAAAAACAUUGUAUGCUGAUAAUCAGUUUGGACCAGUUUCUAAAGGUCAUUAAAACAGAAGCAAAUCAAGACAGGUUUGACUGCAGUGGUGUUUGGUAUCCAUGUUUUAUUUCUGGGCACAAGCUUGUUUGUAUGUUCUUGAACAUACUCUGUUGGACAUUCUUCCUUUUGUAUUUUGUUUGACUGUGCAAUAGUCUGUAGACCAGAAAUAAGCUUUCUUGUAGGCUCUCUUCCUAAUAGCAUAUUAUAUAUUCUUCCAUAAUAUGAACAUUUCCUCCACUCUCCCCAUAUUUUCGAUAGAUCUGUUCAAUGACGGUGAAUUUUGCACAGGAGAAAGUAGCUAUCUUAUUUCUUGUUUUCUCCUUUUGGGGGAUGCAGAAACACUGUCUCAAAGGGCUCUAACAGAAGGAACAAAACCCAAUUUAAAAUGCUACUUCUUUUUACCUUCCAAAUAUCAAACAUUUACUUCCAGGCAUUUUUUUUUAUGCCAGUGGUAGUACUCAGAACCUUACACACACGUGCAAGGCAUGUGUUGUACCUCUGAGUUACAUCCUGGCCCCUCCUUCCAAGCAUUUUGAUAAUUAUAUUUGGUUCUGAUUUUAGAGUUUAUAAAGGAGCAUAGAACAACAUAGAGAAAAUAAGUUAAUAGACAUUUUUUAUUUAAUUUUAUUUUUGUACACAUGACGAUGUUCCAUAUUCAUUUAUUUAAGAAGCACAUUUUUAUCAGAAGACUUCUAAAAAUAUACUUAUAUGAAAUUUUUAAAUAGAUAAUGAAGACAAUAAGUGUUAAAGCCUUCAUUAUCUGAGUAGGCCAUCUUUGGGUUUUUUGUUUUGUUUUGUUUUGGGGCCACAGUGGCAAUACUCAGAGGUUACUCCUGGCUCAGCAUUCAGGAAUCCCUCCUGACAGAGGCUUGGGAGAUCACAUGGGAUGUCCAGGAUUGAAUCCAGGUCGACCAUGUGCAGGCAAAUGCCCUACCACUGUAUUGCUCUGGCCCCACAUUGCCUGUUUAAAAAAAGAAACUUCAAAAGUAAUUCAUAGUUUUGAACCUGUUUUGUCUUUGUAUUCUUUUCCCAAGCAAAGCCUAGUGACUUUAUCUGAAAAUGAUUCUUCCCGUGACCUAAAACACUGUGUGGAAAAAUCAUUCAGCCGGCAUGCUGAAUCUCUAUUGAAGAGAGGGUUGCUGCCAACCAUUUGUUUUUCUCAGCAGACUGAGAUUUAACUCUGUUUUCAAAACUGGAUUUCUCCACUAAUCCUGUUUUCAUAAUGUCUCCUCUUGCCAGCUGUUCACAUAUUCUUUAAUAUGUAAGCAACAUCUAUUCAUUAGAUUUUUAUCUUUCUGUGAUAACAUAUCCCUGAAAUUUGACUUUUUAAGGCUUCCUUCGCUUCUUUCAUUAAUAUAUU